AUGAAACCAUCAUCAUCGAAAUCUAUCCUUCUCAUCGCAGUCCUCGCGGGCAUCGCAACCGCAGGACCGAUUGCGUACGGUGUUUGUCAGAGUGGGUGUGCGGCGGUGGUGAUGGCUUGUUAUGGGGCGGGGGGCGCGACGUGGGGAGCGACGGCGGGAGCGACGGCGCCGGCAACGAUCGUGGCGUGCAAUACGGCGUUUGGGGUUUGUAGCGCGAAGUGUGCGGGGUUGUUGGUGGCGCCUAUUCCUUGA
This is a messenger RNA of Botrytis fragariae, 252 nucleotides long. RefSeq names its product putative zygote-specific protein. The transcript has 2 exons. The record is from RefSeq and is a predicted model, not a curated record. Lineage: Eukaryota; Fungi; Ascomycota; Leotiomycetes; Helotiales; Sclerotiniaceae. Bases 1 to 252 code for a protein of 83 amino acids.